AUGGGAUCCCUCACACCACCCACGCUGCCAGCCAAGCAGGCCAUCAGCGAACCUUACUUCGACCUCGGCAAGCUCAGCCGCACAGUGACGACAGGAUCGGCGGGAGCCCAGGCGUGGUUCAAUCGAGGCUUGGUCUGGACAUAUUGCUUCAAUCACGACGAGGCCAUCUUUUGCUACAAGCAAGCCCUCCUUUACGAUGACGGGUGUGCACUCGCGUACUGGGGCGUCGCGUUCUGCGCUGGUCCCAACUACAACAAGACGUGGGCGCUGUUUGACGAGCAAGACCGCAUCAAUGCGGUGCGGUCGUGCUACCGAUACGCGCAGCUGGCGCUCCAACAUGCCAGCAAGGCGACAGAUUGGGAGCAGGCCCUGAUCGAGGCCCUUGCCAAGCGGUAUCCCGACGACGAUCUGAACAAGGACUUUGUCGCCUGCCAGAGGGCAUACGCAGAUGCCAUGCGAAGUGUGUACCGUCAAUUCGAUCCCAAUGACUUUGAUCUCAUCACCCUGUUUGCCGACGCGCUGAUGAACUGUGCCCCGAGGAAGCUGUUCGACACCGCCACCGGUCUCCCCAUCACCACCUCGCCCGUCCUCGAGGUCAGGCAGCUUCUGGAAAGGGCGCUGACGCUACCGGGUGUCGAGAAACACCCAGGGCCUGCACACAUGUACAUUCACCUGAUGGAAAUGUCAGCGACGCCCGAGGCAGCACUCCCGGCGGCCGACAUGAUCCGCGAGCAGGUCCCCGACACGGGCCACACAUACCACAUGCCCGCGCAUAUCGACGUGCUCAUCGGAGACUAUCGCAGGGCUGUCGAGUACAACUUCAAAGCCACGACAGCCGACGACAAGUUCUUCGCGCGACGCAGCGCCCCCACGUUCUACGGCUACUACCGUCUCCACGACUACCACUCGCUCAUCUACGCGGCGAUGCUGGCAGGCAAGUCCAAGGCGGCGCUGUCGGCGACGGACCGAAUGGAGGCCACCAUCGCAGAGGACGCGCUUCGUACUGAGACGCCCGCGCUCGCCAACUGGAUGGAAUUCUUCUUGGCUGUCCGCGUCCACGUCCUGAUUCGGUUCGGCAUGUGGGACCAGCUCAAGGGCCUGGAGCCGUUGGAGGACGCAGACCUGUACUGCGUGACGAAUGUCAUGAGGUAUUACGGGAAGGCGAUCGCACACGCGUCAACCGGCCAGCUGGACGAGGCCGACAGGGCGCGUGAGCUCUUCAGGCUUGCUGCCCAGCGUGUCCCCCCUACACGCCUCGAUUUUCCGAACAGGGUGGUGGAUAUCCUCCAAGUGGCCUCCGCGAUGCUCGACGGCGAGAUGGAGUACAGGAGACGCAACUACAUUGUUGCAUUUGCCAGGCUCCGCGAGGCCAUAUCCCUCGAAGACGGACUGGGGUUCGCCGAGCCCUGGGGAUGGAUGCUUCCUGCGCGCCACGCCUUUGCGGCUCUCUCGCUGGAGCAAGGCUCGAUCGAACAGGCCGCGCAAGCGUACGCGGAGGAUCUGGGUCUGACACCGACGCCAGGGCGCGCCCACCAGCACCCGAACAACGUCUGGGCGCUGCAUGGCUACCACGAGUGUCUGGGUCGGUUGGGGCGCACGGCGGAGGCGACUAUCAUCAGGCAGCAGCUCAAACUGGCGCUGGCAGAGGCGGAUGUCUCUAUCACCUCGUCGUGUUUCUGCCGACUUGGGGCCUGCGAGGAGCAGACAGCGGGUGACUGUUGCUGA
Messenger RNA from Emericellopsis cladophorae, 1725 nucleotides. RefSeq lists its product as uncharacterized. Lineage: Eukaryota; Fungi; Ascomycota; Sordariomycetes; Hypocreales; Bionectriaceae. Gene Ontology annotation, cellular component: intracellular anatomical structure. Gene Ontology annotation, molecular function: protein binding. The record is from RefSeq and is a predicted model, not a curated record. The coding region runs from base 1 to 1725 and encodes 574 amino acids. The transcript has a single exon.